ACACUGAUACAGGAUACAACCUAUUGCUGAACUUGAGCAAAUUUUGAAAUCACAAAUUCUAAGGGCUUCAGGGAAGCCUAAAGGCAUUCCUCCCAGCAGAUACUUGAAUCUCCUUUCCAGCAUCUGCAACAAGCACUUUCUACUCCUGCUUACCGACUUUCUAGCAACUGUCCUCCUGAGGAAGUCGACUUGCCUUUUGAAUUGGGACUCAACCAACCUGUGUCUGAGUGUGUGUGAACUGAAUGUGUGUGUAUACACAUAAGCAUGUAUGUGAGUGUAAAUGGGGUGCAUACGCAGCAUGCACAAUCCAUGAGUUUGUUUAUAGUGUGUGUAUGGCUGAAUCUUCCACCGUUUACCUCUCCAGCUUUUUCAAGGAGAAAUAAAACUUUUCUAGGAUUGUCAGAUAUUUUUGAUUCUUGUAGCCUCUCUCCACCAGUACAGUUAAUUGAGGGUUGAUUUUUUUUUGCAGAUGUUAUGCAUUAUUCAUCCAGGGUCUCUGUGGACACCUCAUUUCCUGCCUUAGAAAAGAAAUCAACAAACACAUGGAUGUCAUUGCUGUUGCAUUGCUGCACUGGAAGAAAGACGUCAACAAGCACAAGCCAUGGAUCGAGACUUCGUAUCAUGGGGUCAUAACUGAGAACAAUGACACAGUCAUUUUGGAUCCACCACUGGUAGCCCUGGAUAAAGAUGCACCAGUUCCUUUUGCAGGAGAAAUCUGUGCGUUCAAGAUCCACGGCCAGGAGCUGCCCUUUGAGGCCGUGGUGCUAAACAAGACAUCAGGGGAGGGCCGGCUCCGUGCUAAGAGCCCCAUUGACUGUGAGUUUCAGAAGGAGUACACAUUCAUCAUCCAGGCCUAUGACUGUGGUGCUGGACCCCAUGAGACAGCCUGGAAAAAGUCACACAAGGCCGUGGUCCAUAUCCAGGUGAAGGAUGUCAAUGAGUUUGCUCCCACCUUCAAAGAGCCAGCCUACAAAACUGUUGUGACGGAGGGCAAGAUCUAUGACAGCAUUCUGCAGGUGGAGGCUGUUGACGAGGACUGCUCCCCCCAGUACAGCCAGAUCUGCAACUAUGAAAUCGUCACCACAGAUGUGCCUUUUGCUAUCGACAGAAAUGGCAACAUCAGGAAUACCGAGAAGCUGAGCUAUGACAAACAACACCAGUAUGAGAUCCUGGUGACCGCCUAUGACUGUGGACAGAAGCCCGCUGCUCAGGACACCCUGGUGCAGGUGGACGUGAAGCCAGUUUGCAAGCCUGGCUGGCAAGACUGGACCAAAAGGAUUGAGUACCAGCCCGGCUCCGGGAGCAUGCCCCUGUUCCCCAGCAUCCGCCUGGAGACGUGCGAUGGAGCUGUGUCUUCCCUCCAGAUCGUCGCAGAGCUGCAGACUAAUUACAUUGGGAAGGGCUGUGACCGGGAGACCUACUCUGAGAAAUCUCUUCAGAAGUUAUGUGGAGCCUCCUCUGGCAUCAUCGACCUCUUGCCAUCUCCUAGUGCAGCCACAAACUGGACUGCGGGACUCCGGGUGGACAGCAGUGAGAUGAUCUUCAAGUUUGACGGCAGGCAGGGCGCCAAAAUCCCUGACGGGAUUGUGCCCAAGAACCUGACGGACCAGUUCACCAUCACCAUGUGGAUGAAACACGGCCCCAGCCCAGGUGUGAGAGCCGAGAAGGAAACCAUCCUCUGCAACUCAGACAAAACUGAAAUGAACCGGCAUCACUAUGCCCUGUACGUGCACAACUGCCGCCUCGUCUUCCUCUUGCGGAAAGACUUCGACCAGGCUGACACCUUUCGCCCCGCAGAGUUCCACUGGAAGCUGGACCAGAUUUGUGACAAAGAGUGGCACUACUAUGUCAUCAAUGUGGAGUUUCCUGUGGUAACCUUAUACAUGGAUGGAGCAACAUAUGAACCGUACCUGGUGACCAACGAUUGGCCCAUUCAUCCAUCUCACAUAGCCAUGCAACUUACGGUCGGCGCUUGUUGGCAAGGAGGAGAAGUCACCAAACCACGGUUUACUCAGUUCUUUCAUGGCAGCCUGGCCAGUCUCACCAUCCGCCCUGGCAAAAUGGAAAGCCAGAAGGUGAUUUCCUGCCUUCAGGCCUGCAAGGAAGGGCUGGAUAUUAAUUCCUUGGAAAGCCUUGGCCAAGGAAUAAAGUAUCACUUCAACCCCUCGCAGUCUGUCCUGGUGAUGGAAGGUGAGGACAUUGGGAACAUUAACCGUGCUCUCCAGAAAGUGUCCUACAUCAACUCCAGGCAGUUCCCAACGGCGGGUGUGCGGCGCCUCAAAGUCUCCUCCAAAGUCCAGUGCUUUGGGGAAGAUGUAUGUAUCAGUAUCCCCGAGGUGGACGCCUAUGUGAUGGUCCUGCAGGCCAUCGAGCCCCAGAUCACCCUCCAGGGCACGGAUCACUUCUGGAGACCUGCCGCCCAGUUUGAAAGUGCCAGGGGAGUGACCCUCUUCCCCGAUCUCAAGAUUGUGAGCACCUUUGCCAGAACCGAGGCCCCCAGGGACAUGAAAACCACAGCGCCCAAAUCAGAAGUCUUAGAGGAAAUGCUUCAUAACUUAGAUUUCUGUGACAUUUUGGUCAUCGGAGGGGACUUGGACCCAAGGCAGGAGUGCUUGGAGCUCAACCACAGUGAGCUCCACCAACGACACCUGGAUGCCACUAAUUCUACUGCAGGCUACUCCAUCUAUGGUGUGGGUUCCAUGAGCCGCUACGAGCAGGUGCUGCAUCAUAUCCGCUACCGCAACUGGCAUCCGGCUUCCCUGGAGGCCCGGCGUUUCCGGAUCAAGUGCUCAGAACUCAAUGGGCGCUAUACUAGCAAUGAGUUCAACUUGGAGGUCAGUGUCCUCCAUGAAGACAGAGUCUCAGAUAAGGAGCAUGUCAACCACCUGAUUGUGCAGCCUCCCUUCCUCCAGUCUGUCCAUCAUCCUGAGUCCCGGAGUAGCAUCCAGCGCAGUUCAGUGGUUCCAAGUAUUGCCACGGUGGUCAUCAUCAUCUCCGUGUGCAUGCUUGUGUUUGUCGUGGCCAUGGGUGUGUACCGGGUCCGGAUUGCCCACCAGCACUUCAUCCAGGAGACUGAGGCUGCCAAGGAGUCUGAGAUGGAUUGGGAUGAUUCUGCACUGACUAUCACAGUCAACCCCAUGGAGAAACAUGCGGGACCAGGGCACGGGGAAGAUGAGACUGAGGGAGAAGAGGAAGAAGAAGCAGAGGAAGACAUGAGCUCCAGCAGUGGCUCCGAUGACAGCGAAGAGGAGGAGGAGGAGGAAGGGACGGGCAGAGGCAGACAUGGGCAGAGUGGAGCCAGGCAAGCCCAGCUGGAGUGGGAUGACUCCACCCUCCCCUAUUAGUGUCCAGGGGUCUGCCUGGCCCACGUGUCCCUUUUGUAAACCCUGACCCAGUGUAUGCCCAUGUCUAUCAUACCUCACCUCUGAUGUCUGUGACAUGUCUGGGAAGGCCUUCUCCAUCUUCCUGGAGCCCAUCCUUUAAGCCUUCGGCACUCCCUGGGUCCCAUAGGGAAGUUCCAAGAAGCCUAGCAUGGCCAUCAGUGGGGACUUGAGGGUAGACUUUGUCCCUUAGACCCCACUUCUGCUCUAAGCUCCCCAGCAUCCUGUUUACCUGUCUGCAGAGUCUGCCUUUGCUUUUUUCUGCAGGAAAGAGGUCCACCUUUGUGUCACUCAUCACCCCAGGCUCAGAGUCCCCAAGGCCCUGGGGUUCCAACUCACUGUGCGUCUCCUCCACACAGACCAGCAGGUCCUCCUAUGCUUACUCCAGGUUGCUUUAUACAGGGAGGGUGGUUGAACUUCACACACCUAAGGUCUUAGUGCUUAGCAGUUUAAAGGAAAGUUCUUGUAGAGGCAGAACUAAGUUUACAGGGGAAGGUACACACAUAUUCUCUCUCUCUCUCUCUCUCUCUCUCUCUCUCUCUCUCUCUCUCUCUCUCUCUCUCCUCUCUUCUCUCUCUCUCUCGCUCUCUCGCUCUCUUGUUCCUCAGCUUGGAGAACCUUUCCCUUUGCUUCUUUCUGAGGCCACAUAAGCUUAUAGGAAAAGUCCUAAACCAAGAAUAGGUCCUCGGCCAAAAGGAGGGCCUGAUCCCCCACGAGAGCUAUCUGAGCCUGGCUGCCUGGGCACUUGCUGCAACCAUGCAGUUGCUCUGCCAGGGACAGUCACCACACAGAACCACAGGGCCUGGGGGGCAUUCCACACAGGCACUGCUCCAGGUGACAAUUACCACAAGCCUAGAGCCACAAAACAGAAGGAAAUGCUGAUAAGAUCACAGGUAGGCUUCCUGGUGGGCAGGGUGGGGGUGGCUGGGCGCCCCCCAGGACAGAGGGGACCCUGAGGUUGGCAAGGCUCUCACCACUCAGCCUCAUUGUCCCUUAUCUUCUGUUUUAUACUAUUUUCCCUCUUGAGAAAACACACGCUUUCUGGAAGUAUUCGAAACACACAAGCUCCACUGAGUCUAAGAUGAAAGUCUGAAAUUGAACUGCAAGGAAUUAGAAGCAUAUUUGCAAUCAAGCAGCUUCUUCUUUCUUCUACUCAUAAACAGAUGAACACUUUGGAUAGAGGGCAAAUGUAUCUAAAACCUAAUUUCUUUCUUUUUUUGAUAAGGAAAUCUUUUUCAUCUCCAUCUUAACAUGCACACCCUGUGAAGAUAAUUGUUUCUAUAGUAACUGGUCCGUGAUCUUUUGUGGCCAAGAGAAUAGCAGGCAAGAAUUAGGGCCGUGAUCAAAUUUCCACGAAGCUCUGAGAACAUGUUUGUUUCAAAUGUCUCAGGUUCCUCUUUGUCAUCAGUGUGUACGAUCUGUCUCCAUCCUCCCACUUCUCCCCAAGCUCAUGCCAAUUGGUUUGGCACAGGCACAGAGCUGGUCCCAAGCUAAGUGGCAUUCAUGUUCAAAAACAAGUUCAGAAUCUCAGCCUCUUCCUUGUGUCAUCAAAACAGCUAAAGAAGGAGACUACUGCCAAUGGCCUCUAGUAUGACCUCCACCCAGUGAGGACCCAUGGCAGGCCUUUUCAACUUUCUGAUUCAUGAGAACGAUCUGGUGCAGCUUUUCCCACCUCCUAAAAUGUUUUUUACAUCUGUCCUUCCUUUGGAUCUCACAACAAUCCUGUGAAGUAACUGAGACAUCUGUUGUUAGACAUAUUUUUGUGACGAGUAAACCAACACUUGGCGAUUCAAUGUUUUGCUCAGAGUCAUUCAAAAGUAUAGACAAGACCAGACUCCCCAAACUUCCCCUCCUGGUCCAGGAUUCUACUUAUAGGUAUUCACCUGGCUGCAUACCUACUAUGUGCUAAGCAUUCUACCAACAGCUGUGAGAAAAAGAAAAGCUGAAUAGGAUAAGUUCCUCCCCAACAGAGGGCUUUAUAUUUGCAGAGGGGAAAUAAGCAGACCUAGAAACUACACAAGAGACAAAUGAAGAGAAAGAGAAAGGGAGAGAAGUCACAGGAGAACAAAGACAUGGUCACAAACUUAACUAGUGCUCUUAUUUUUCCCUUCUUAGGGAAAAACACUGGAAGAAGUUGGGGUUUUAUAUUCAUUGGAUGGAAAUAGACAUUUCUCCUAUGAAUUCUCCCAACCAAAUAGCCCUUUUCUAUUAGACUGUCUGCACAUCCACAAGGGGAAAAGCUGUAGGACUGAUGACUUUUCAUAGUCCCACUUAAACAACAAAAAAGUUCUUUAUUUGGGCAUUUAGGAGCUGCUAAAUUCUCCCAAAAUCAUGGCAGCAAAAAGAACAUUUCAUAUGUUUAAAACCAAUUCCUUUGGAAUUUGAUUUUGAUUUUAAAUACUUAAGUCUAGUGUUUGUGAGAACUUUGCUAGGUCUUUUCAGUCUGGAUGGGUAGGGAAAGUGUUCCUCAUGCCCUCUGGGUGUCUUCCUUAUUCACAGUUGAGAGCGCUGUUAGGGGAAAUCUUUGUAUGUUUUGAUUUUUUUUUUUUUUUUUUUUUUGGUGGGGCAAGGUGGGUAGCAGGUAAAAGUGGCCUGUGAUGAGGGCAGGAAAGAUGAAUAAUUUGAGGAAGCAUUUGGUUAGUGGACUUAUUUACAGAGAAACAGUGGUGACAAAAACAAUCAGAGUCAUUUCCCUCAACUCUGGCUGUGAGAGGUCAUUCUCUGCAUGUCAGCUUCAAAGAUCAGGCACUUGAAUGAAUCCGCUGGCUCUGCAGGCAUUGGUCAUAUAUUUAAUGCCCUCCUCCUCACCAUGGGUGAGAACAAGAUGGAGAGGUAUCCAGGUAAGCAGGGUAAUGUGGUUUGCCCUCCCCAGAUAUUGUGAUCCCAAGACAAAAGUGUCAUUAAUCAGUCUGGCAUUUUCCAUCCUCCAUAUGCUGGCAUCCAGGAACCAAAACCCUUGAAGGCCUAGACACCCUAUGACCUCUCACUCCAGUAUUUUGCAGUCAGGUGGAGGCAGGCUCAUGUCCAGGAAGAACUGCUGGCUGGUUUGGCCACAGCCCAGUUCAUAACUUGUCUUGCCAAGUAGACAACCAGAUUCCGCCUUCCUGAGCUUGAAGAUGAGCUAAAACUAUCAGGUGAUUCAGAUGACAUGGAGGAGAAGAUUGGAGUUGUCAAAUCCCAGUGCAGAAUGAGUUGCUUCAGUGGAGUAAAGCAAUCAGCUAGUUGGUGGCCUGCCUUAAAAAGUACUAAAUGUUUAUCAUCAUACAUUUGAUCAAAUGCUAUAGGCCUAGCCAAGGCCCAAAUUCAUGGAAAUACCAAGAAUGUAAUUUCAGUGAAAUCUCUUUUCAUUACCACUUUCUUUUGUUUAUUUGUCGGCUGUUUUUUUUUUUUUUUUUUUUUUUUUUGACUCGGAGUCUUGCCGCUCUGUUUCCCAGGCUGGAGUACGGUGGUGCAAUCUCGGCUCACUGCAACGCCUGCCUCCUGGUUUAAGUGAUUCUCUUGCCUCAGCCUCCCAAGUAGCUGGGAUUACAGGCACCCACCACGAUGCCCUGCUACUUUUUGUAUUCUUAGUAGAAACAGGUUUUCACCAUGUUGCCCAGGCUGGUCUCAAACUCCUAACCUCCUCAGCUUCCCAAAAUGCUGAGAUUACAGGCAUGAGCCUCCACACCCAUCCUCAUUACCACUUUCUUGAAUUUUCAAUCAUCCUAUCAAGCAGGAUUUAGACCAACAUCUUUGCAUUUAAUUAGGGCCAUACCCUGUACACAUGGAUGAUCCAGUAAGAGGGCCAGGGCUAGUGGGAAGCAAUGUUCCCCAUUUCUAUAUGUCAGAUGUCACCAAACUUUAUCUGUAAAGAGCCAAAUAGUAAAUAUUUGGGUCUUUGUGAGCCAUGUGGUAUCUGUCACAAGUAUAGUCGGCAAGUAUAUAUCUGAGGUUCCCAAAUCCAUGGAUUCAACCAACUUGAAUCAAAGUAUUUGGGAAAAAAUGGACAGUUACAACUGACCUGAACAUUUAUAGAUGUUUUUUCAUUAUUAGUCCUUGAACAAUACAGUAUAACAGCGUCUAUGUAGCAUUUACAUUGUAUUAGGAAUUAUAAGUAACCUGGAGAUGAUCUGAAGAACACAGGAAGAUAUGCAUAUGUAUAUGCACAUACUAUGCAUUCCAUAUAAAGGAAUUGAGCAUCUGUGGAUUUGGGUAUCCAGGGGGAGUUCUGGAACAAAUCGCCCACAGAUACUGAGGGGUGACUGUACUCGGCUCUGCUAUUAUAGCAUGAAAACAGCCACAGAUAAUACAUACAAAUGAAUGUUUCAAUAAAACUUUAGGUUCCAAUAAAAAUACUUUAAAACACUAAAAAGGCAGGCAAUUUGAAUUUAUAUAAUUUUCAUGUCAUUUCUUUACCCUUUUGAUUCAUAUUUUUAAUAAUUAAAAAAGAUAAAAAGCUUUCUCAGCCCACAGGUCAUACAAAAAUUAGCAGCCAGCUAGAUUUGGCCCAAGGCCGUAGUUUGCCAACCCCUCCCAUCCACGCAUGGAAGGCAGCCUUCCACUUCUGAGGAGACGGCAAACUGCUGUUCAUCCUCUCGCCAACUACCCAGUAGUCUUUGCCUCCAAACUGAACAACAGGAAGAUGCCAUAGUUCUUAAUUAAGCUGUUUUAAAAGCCCGUGUUCCAGGGGAAAAAUAAAAAACAAAACACUUGUUAUUUGCUGAAUUGACAAACUCAGACAGCUAUUCCACAAGAGUUGAAAGCCUUGAAUCGAGGUGGCUGCCUAGUUACUGAGUGCUAACUCCAUGGAGGCAAGUGUUAGGUCCCCAGGCUCAGAGCCUUCCCACCACAGCUCAGCCCAUAAUGAUCGCCAAGCAGGAGUGUUCAUUAUCUCAGACUGAUUGUCAUUUCAGCCCUGCUCUUGCCAUUGCUCUAAAAAUGAUCCUAAAGACUUGUGACCGUUUGAAUCAAUAGCAGUAUCAUCAGUAGAAAGCUUGACCCAGCACACUUCAAAAUUAGCAGUCUUCUUGGUUCUAUGACUCAAUAUCAGCAAGAAGAAAAAAAAAGAGGACUUCUUUUUUAAUCAUUCCCCCAUUUAAAUUAGCCAAAGAGUUUUAUAAAAAAGUAGGGAAGUGGUUUUAAUUCUUUCAAAGAAUUUGCCAGUGAAAAGUAGAUGAUUUUUGGAUAAGAUAAUGUUCAGGCCUCUGGGGGAUCCCCAAAGCCUUUCACAAUGUACUCUGGCAGGCUAUGAAUGGUACGGGAUUCUGUAUCAAUAUCAGACAUUUAUCGAGGCUGACAAGCAAAAGCCCUUGGCACAAUUUAAUUUCCACAUAACCACUUUCCAUUGUCCAGCUGCAGGCAAAGGAAAUCAGCAAUGAAAGUUUUGAAGUCUACUCCAGCACCCUCAUUUCCUGUCUUUAUUUCCUUUACUUUAUAAAUGUAUUCUGUACCUGCUCUGUAGAUCAUGCUCUAGUUUCCCUUUCAGAACCAUCUGGAAAAGGAGAGUUGACUUUACAAGGGCUGUGGAUUAGGAGCCAAGCUUCACCCCAUCCCAGGGAGACAAAAGGAGACAGGAGAAGUUACCUCCAGUAGGACCCCAGAAAGCAAUCACUUUCCCUGUGUGCAGGCGGUUAACAGAUGGGAGUCUGUGUUUGCAGCUACAUUCUGUGUAAUUCAGAAGACCUACACUGGCCACCUGUGAUGGGCCAGGCCCUGUGCCAGCAACAGGGGACGGGAGGAUGAACAAGGCACGUUUCCCUGACCACGAGAAGCUCUUGGCUGUGUGAGCUGUUGGGAUGUCCCUUUGUGGUGUUGGAGGCUGUGCACACACAGUAAGGACUUUGGGGACAAAAGUUUGAUGUUAGGGAGGCAGAGUAACCUGCUUUGGCAGCUACCUACCCUAAGUCAGAUGGCAGGUAUUAUUCUGGGGGCCCUGACAUGCAUCACUGAGGGAGACUGAGGAGUUCUCCUGGGAAGUGGGCAAUAUUUCCCUGAAUGUUCCUCAAUUCUAAUCAAGGCUGACUCAGUUCACGUAGAGAUGAAAGCCAGUCACCCUGCCCACUGGGCGGAAAUAACAGGGCUGACAGCUGAGAUUCAGAGAAAAUAAGUCAGAGGAAGUCCUUAAGUAUAAACAGCAGCCAGGUGGACCUGGAAAUUUAGAAAGGGUGAUGCAGGUAGAGGGGCUAGCAAGAGCCAAGUCUCAAAAGGCACAGUCCAGACUGAUGCAAGGGAGCCCUCCUGCAGCCCCAUAUCAGAGCUGAAGAUCCAAGGAGGCCCACCUCCCUGAGACCUGUUGAGGGUUUACUCUUGGUGCAGAGGAGAAGGGGUUCCCUGGGCCAGCUGUGUCACCUGAGAACAUGUGAGAAAUGCAUAUUCUUGGGCUCCACCCCAGAGCUACUGAAUGAACAGCUCUGGAGGCAGGCAGUCUGUGCGUUAAUGAGCUCUUUGAUAUGCACUAAAGUUUGAGAAUCACUGAUGCAGAGGAUGAGGAGAUGUCUUGAGCUGGCAUUGCAAGGAACUGUUAACUAACAAGGUGAAAUCAAUUACUAGUGUAGUGAGGGUGCUAAAGCAGACCACCCCAUACCCCCGCACUGGGCCUCCUGGCUCCAGUUUAUACUCGCUACAGCAGAGGUUUCAAGAAACCUUUGUCCUAGUCCCUAUCCCUCACCUCCCCUCAGGCAUGAGACAAUUUCUGUCUGUCUGCCCCUUCUAUCCUAGAGAGAGAGACUGCCCAGGAGAGGAUGUCAUGAGGUCACUCAUCCCUAGGAAGACCACCUGCCAAGUUUCUGUAAGAUGAGCAGCCUCUUUCAAGGGCCAUAUUUUGUGAAGAAACACUGAAACUGCAGCAGUGACCCUAGUCACUAAAAGAACUGCUUCCUACAGAGCCUGUAUGCUGGUGGAGCCACCCAGGGCCCAGCAGAAAGUGGAAGGGGUCAUUUAAGGACACUGCCAGGUUGCCGCAGCACUGCCCCAUUUGUAAUGAGACGGGCAUGCUGCGUCACAAUUCAAACACUGAAUUGCUUGGGGAAUGGAUGGCCUUCCUCAGAAUGGCAGUAACUCAUUCUGGAUGUUACUAAAAGUAGAAAACAAAAAUCCAAAAACAAACCUAUAGCCUCAUCUACAAUUAGAAUCUGUCUGAGCCCUUUAAUUUCUAAUGUCUCCAAGGCUGCCAGGAUUCACCAAUUCCCCUUUCCCCUGAGGCCCAGCAACUACUGAUUUACAGCUUAAACUCUGUGAAGGUCCACAGACCUUUGAAAGGAACUCACUGGUGCUUUGUCAUUUGCACCUAACUGACUCCUCCUAUGACGUAAAGUCUCCUCAUAUGAUGGUUUUUGAGAUAGGGAGUCAGAGGGCUAGGUCCCUGGGCUUUGGGGUAGAAGGACAGAGGAGGAACAGUCUAGGAAGUGGCUAGACAUGUGGCUUAGGAAAACUAACACCUCUGUUGAGUUCUGAAGAACCCAGACUCUCCUGCUCAGCCUCAGAGGUCUUUCCAGAGUCCUCCUGAAUGGCCCCAAGACACCCCUGUUUCUGGGGAGAAGAAAGGAGCUGGUACCUCUCAAUCAUUGAGGCAAUGUCUUCCCAGAGGCAGGACCCCGCCCCCAUGAGAAUAUGCAGUUGAAUGAUAUGGUGCCUGACCAGGACCUUGGAAAACAUGGCUGGGCAGGAUUAGUAUGGAUCCCCAACUAUUGUUGCCUCUGCUAAUAUGGCCACUUCCUCCAGGCAAGCAGACCACCAACUUAGCUACUGCAGCACCACGGGGGCCUAGCACUGCACCUGGCCCACAACGUGUGUGCCACGAAUGAAUUGAAUUGAAUCCCAGAGAUCAACUGACCUCACUGAAGGGACUGGGUCUGAAAAAUUAAGAUGCCCCAAUGAAGAAAGCCUCCUCCAUUUUCCUUCUUGGUUUGUGAGUCAAGGACCUUUGUAAGAUCAGAUUGACAAAGAAUGGAAGUGCGGUGAACAUAGGAUGCUCAUGGGAGAAAACAGGAGCAGGGGUAGAUGUGCCUGGGUGAGGCCUGCUUGCUCCACCCUCGAGGUCAGGGGCAGCAUCCCGACUGAGAAAAAUUCCUAAUUUGUGAAUGACCCAGCCCUGUACUGCUCUCCAGUUCCUUAUAUCAGAUUUACUGCAUAGGAGAUUCAUCAACAUGAAGCUCAAUUCCCAGUAGACUAAUGAAAAGAGGGCAACAGAUUUGAGAAGAGCCGAAAUGCAGACAGUGUGUAUUAAUCACAGACAACAGAAACAUGUUAACUUUAGUGUCUGUUUGCAUUUAUCUUGAAAUGAAAAUGCAUCUCUGUUACCUGGACCCUUUUAACUGCGCAUUUCAGAACAGAAAUGGGACAUAUGUUGGGUCUUUUUCCCCAGCAGAAGAAGCUAUCAGAGAAAUGAGCCCACAGUUAGUCUGUGUGCAGAAACAAUCAACCCACAGGUCUCAGCUGCAGACUCUAGCACCUCUGCAGAAACAGCAGGCAAAAGGAUGAGGUGGCAGCAUCUGCCCUUCAGAAGGAUUCAUAAGAGCCUCUGUUAGAGGGCCUUGCCUAUGGGUAACGAAUGUGAAUAUAAUGUGCUCAUCCAUCCCUGUAGGCAAAAGGGCAUUUAACCUGGCCAACAUGGAACACCCACAUCUGGAGCCCAUGCCCACCCACCUCCAGCUCUUCUAUGUGGCUGCAAGUGCCGCAGCUGAUGUGUGGGAUUCAGAAGAGGUCUGCCCAUGUUCACUAGCCAAACUUCAAACUUCAGUUGGUUUGGAAGGGUGAUGCAGGUAGAGGGGCAUCUCAGAUUUAUAGCCAAAGGUUUUUUGUUUUUGUUUUUUUGGCAGGUUGUAGGGGGAGCAAGAAAGUUAGAUUUGAAAGUCAGGGCUGAUCACUCAAAAAGUAAGAUAGGAGAUAUUGAGGGGAAAAAGUGACUCAUAGUUGGAGAGGAAACAGGAGAGUGGGCAGGAAUGACAGUGCCAGGAACAACCCCCUCCCCUAGAAAGCCAAAGCAUUGCUCUGUAUUUAAAGAUGCAUUCAACUUUGCAAAAACUUCUGGGUAAGUCUGGCCAUGUGACCACAGAGGCAGUCAAAUCAAUUGCUUCCAAAGUCAGAGCUUUUUGAAGGUGAUCAGUUCUUAAUUGAACUAGUCAUGAUAAUCAAUCUACCUGGUUGCAUCAAGCCUGACCUCAGUGGCUUCCAGAAACAGUUGUUGAUGCCCUGAAUUGGACAGGGUGGCUAGGAGGUGGAAGAAAAUGAGUUGGUGAGUUUAGAAAAGAAAUUGCAUGUAGAAGUUGUUUGCUCUCAAAGAAAUCUGUAGGUGUUCGAGCUGGGUUUGUUAUGUUAUUGGCAGGGACAUGAUAAUGUUGGUAAGGAAGAAAGUCAGAAUGAUUUGCUAUAGGGGUAUUUGGAAAAACUGAGUACUAAAUAUAAAUUAGCAGAGAUGAGUAGGCUACAGACAGCCGAUUAUAUAUGUGUGUGUGUGUGUGCAUAUAUGUGUGCAUAUAUAGACACACAUCCCAAAGCCAUAUAAAUAUCUAUGAUACAGAAACAAGAAUAAUGUCAAAAGUCAAAAGUCCCAACAUAUUUUAAAUCCUUAGACACACUGGUUGGGAUGUUACAUGUUUUUCUCGUUGUUUGCCAUUAGCUCUCAAAGCAGUGGGAACAGUGCCUGGCACAUAAUAGGAGUUUGGUAAACAUUUGGAGAUUGAAGACCCAGCUUGUCACUACUUCAUAGAGACUCACUAGUAUGACUAUACCCCAAACUGAAUGAGCCACAGAGAAACACAUCAGCCGCAGUCCUUCUUAGCUGAGGAGAAGCCUCUGUGAAUCCACAGAUUCCAGGCACUAUGCAGUUGGCCGCAGACACAGGGUCUGGCUCCCUAGUCGUGAGAAUGAGGGAAUGCUGCACACAGUAGGUUUGCGGGAACCCCCAACAGCUGUUUCUACAAGCUAAAGUAGCUUCUCUCUACCAUCGUCUAAACCUGUACCUUGUAUUUACUUUUGUCUACACCAUUGCCCAAAUACUUCAUAAAAUGCUGUUGAAUUUGUCACCUCCAGGCAUGACUUUGUAACCAAAUGUAAAAUUUCUGGGUUCAGCCAGUCUGAAGAGUCUAAUAAUUUCUUCUCUCAGCCUUUCCCUUCUCCCUUGUCGGGCGCUGCCACCACCCUUUAGAAGCCUUGGACACUGUUUAUUCUUAGCUGCUCAACCUCAAUGUGUGUGGGAAAGGCCUGAGAGAGAGAGGGGCACAUUUUCUCUCGUCCAGAGUCUCUGUGGUGCCGACAGAGCAGAGAGAGGAGGGGGAGCAGCCUUCAAUCACUGCUACUGCCUGGGCCAUUACUGCCAGUCUAGCGGGUGUCGCCCGCAGUGGAUGCUUUGCCUCCAGGGGUGGACCAGUGUGUACCUGACAUGUAUCAGACUUCUGAGCUCUUCAAGCUGCCUCAAAGAAUGAAUCUUUUUAGCCUAGGAGAUGGGUUUAUUUGAUAAAUAUACUAUUGUGUCUGAGUCUGAAACAAUGCAAACUUCAGAGUAUCUCAUUAGGACCGUAUGAAUUUAUAGAAAACUGAAUCUAAUUUCAGAAAAGCGCAUCAUCUUCUCAGUGAACAAGGUUGCCCAGCCACAGAGGAUCAGAGAAAAUGCCCUUUCCCCUUCCCACUCCUUUUCUCAGAAUCCUCUCUCAGGCCUAAUUGAGCUGUCACAUCCAAUUCAGACUGACACAGAGUGAGGGGCGCUGAGAGGGGCGCUAUGUAUAUAAAGAUAUAGGAAGAAAAUAAGAACCAUCACGGGAAUCUGUUGGGCUUCUCCCCAUGACUGUGAUCUUACCCACAUUUGAACCACAAACUUUAAAUUUAUAACAAUUACGAUUCUUGCAGUUUUCAAGUAAUUUGUUAAAUGCCUAUUCAACACAGACAGAUUUUUAUUUUCAGCUGUGGCUUGUAAAUGCCUACAAACUGAUUCAUGUUGGUGGUCAUUAGGACACUUUCUGUGAAUUGGUGAAUAAAUAUGAUAUUAGAAUUUCACAGUAAA
Callithrix jacchus (white-tufted-ear marmoset) is the source of this 14355-nucleotide messenger RNA. The record is from RefSeq and is a predicted model, not a curated record. Lineage: Eukaryota; Metazoa; Chordata; Mammalia; Primates; Cebidae.